This is a messenger RNA of Panicum virgatum (switchgrass), 1837 nucleotides long. RefSeq names its product OVARIAN TUMOR DOMAIN-containing deubiquitinating enzyme 4-like. Gene Ontology annotation, molecular function: cysteine-type deubiquitinase activity. NCBI's taxonomy places the organism in Eukaryota, Viridiplantae, Streptophyta, Magnoliopsida, Poales, Poaceae. The transcript is spliced from 7 exons. The record is from RefSeq and is a predicted model, not a curated record. Bases 598 to 1518 code for a protein of 306 amino acids. Gene Ontology annotation, cellular component: nucleus; cytosol. Gene Ontology annotation, biological process: endoplasmic reticulum unfolded protein response; protein deubiquitination.
UUCCUCUUACAGAAAAUUUGUAAAAAAAAAAAUCCUGGAAGGAGACUCGUACUUUCCAACCUACUCUUUUUUUCAGGUGAAAAACUACAGUCGAAACAUACCCAUGGCUGAAAAUGUGAAAUAGUUAGUACUAACAUGGCCCCAAUGAGGCAUAACAUGGCCUGAGGGCCCAACACGGCCGCAAAAUUGCCAGCCCAUCCAAGACCCAGUUUCUGAGUUCCUCGUCUUCAUCAUCCGUUGUUCAUCGUCAAUCCCCUGUGCUGUGACCUGUGACUGUGAGCGAGCCGACGAAUCCGGCCGGAGUCCCCUCGUCCCUGCAGCUGUGCAGCCCAAGCCUGAACACCGAACAGAAGAGGAGGUCUGUGCGCGAAGCAGCGCCCCGACUCCCGAGCCCCCGACCGACAGUGUCAUGCGCGAGCCUGCACAAGCCUCCAAUCUUCUCCGCCGCUCCAGCACCUGGAGCCCUAGAGGCAGCUUCCAGUAAUCCAGUUUUGGCUCUCGUUGCAGCUUAAAUUUCUCCGUUUUCCUUCAAAAGAGAUCUCUGUUCGAUUUGCCAAAUCGGAGGACCAAAGUUGCACUUGGAACUACUUAAAGGGAAUGCUUCUCAACACACCUAGUAUUUCCUGGCGGUGUUGUACUUCAUGGAACAUGUAUUCUGAGUCUAGGAAGUUACCAGGAUGGUUGACUCAAAGAGUUGAUUUAUGGAAUUCUUCGUGCUCACAAACACUGAGGCAUUACGCCAUGAUAGGUUCAGUUAAGAAGAACAUAAAGUCAUUUAAUCUGCAAACUACAGCAUGUUCUGUCAGUUUAGGGCGAGAGUCGCAGUGCAAACUAUCAACAAGAAGCCAAAUCCGAAGUGUAAAGUCAGAUGUACUAUCACAUCACAAGUUUUCUAUUAUAAGUUGGCGUUUGGGAAGUAUGCCACGAAAAAUAGGAGGUUUAGCCUCUGGACAAGGUUUUGCAGUGUCUGGGAUGGCAAGUGCUGAGGGUCCUGUGAACAACAACAUUGAUGGCACCCAGCCCGCUGAAUCAUCAUCAAAUUUAUCUCAUGGGAAGAAAGUUUACACAGAUUAUUCUGUCACUGGUAUUCCUAGAGAUGGAAGAUGUUUGUUUCGUUCUGUGGCACAUGGUGCAUGCAUUAGAUUAGGGAAACCCAUACCUAAUGAGGAUCUUCAGAGAAAGCUAGCUGAUGAGUUGAGAACAAUGGUUGCUGAUGAGUUUAUCAAGAGACGAGCAGAGACUGAAUGGUUCAUUGAAGGGGACUUCGAUACAUAUGUCUCUCAGAUUAGAAAGCCACAUGUUUGGGGAGGUGAACCAGAGUUAUUCAUGGCUUCGCAUGUUCUUCAGAUGCCAAUAACAGUUUACAUGCAUGAUAAAGAAGCUGGUGGUUUAAUAGCACUAGCUGAAUAUGGCCAAGAGUAUGGGACAGAAGCUCCCAUCCAAGUUCUUUAUCAUGGUUACGGCCAUUAUGAAGCUCUGCAGAUACCGGGAAAGGGUGGUCCAAGGUCAAGAUUGUAACAUUUGCAGCUCAGCUUUCUGAUGGCAGAGAGACACCGGCAGCAAGUUAAGAUCGACACUGCUGUGCUUUUGUGGCGAGGAACAGAUAGCCAGAAUUUGGCAUAUACCUGGAGCUGGCAAAGGAACGGAGAUCUCUGUUCAGCAUCUGAAGAUUACCUUACUGUUGAUUUCUGUUGCAGUCAGAAGCUGCAUAUAGCUCCCUUGGCUAUACAGAGUUCUUGUCAGAUAUUUCUUUUUUUUUUGUAGAUUAAGGAACUAUCUCGGACUUCUCGUGUUCGCCGAAAGCUAUUUUGAGUUCAAACCACAUUUUGAGCCAGUA